GCGCGAACGAUAAAGCUCGUCACACUUAUCUUUCGGUUACUGCAACUACUGAUGGCGUCGAUUAUCGUCGGUGUCGCCAGUUAUCACACUUGGGAAUUCGCGACGAGUAGACUCUCACUUACCGACGAUUCGGGCAGACAGCUUCCCGCGGCUCUUCACGCAAUUCUUGUUAUUGUGAGUUCUUUCCUCUCCCCGUGACCGCAUGAGCGAGGUAUAACGGGAGUGAAAAGCCCUGCGCAGCAGUUCUUUACACCCUCCUUUCGUUACUCACGACAUGGUUCGGCCACAAGAAAUUUUUCCUCGCCACGCUGGUCAUGGAUUUCCUUCUCCUCGGGAGCUUCAUCGCCAUCUCUGUCCUUAUGCGGGGUUCUGCGGGCAUGAGUUGCGAUCCGGUUGCAUACUCCCGCAGUAUCACUUCCUCGUCGAAUGAUUUUCCCUCGAAUAUCUAUGGAUCGGGUAGUGGGAGCGGAAACCAUCCCGAGAUACUCUGCCAGCUGGAUAAGUCCGUCUUCGCCUUUUCUGUGACCUUAAGGUAUCGCAUCCGUUCCUCCUACUUCCAUCGGUAACAAUACUAACAACUUCCCCAGCGUCUUCUUCCUCAUAACCCUCUCACUCUCCUACCUCGCCUUGAUGAACCACCGCGAGAACCGCGCAUUUGGGCCUGGCCCAGCGAACAGCUAUUCGGCCCGCAACAAUCCGGCUCCUCGUUCUUGGAGGCGUAACCCUUUUAGUGGGGCCAACGAGGAAACCGCACACACGCAUAAUACCGCGGUGAACGAAAUCACCGCUGGGACGGUAUCCUACGACGGUGGAUACAAACACCAACCUUCUGGACCAGAAAGUGGGUAUAGGAAUUCGAGGCAUGCGCCAGCAUUGAAUCCGCCGGAGGAACCGGGGUCGGGGGUCUCCGCGGAUUAUGGGAGAAUUGCACCGCAUCAGAUGUUUUAAGUUGGGUAACUUAUCAAGGAUUAUAAUGUGUAAAUGAUUUGAUUUCCAUAAUCGUGUUAAUGGCCUUGUGCGGUGAAUACAGGUGUUUUGGCCUAUAAUAAUCUAUUUUGUGCUUACCGU
Tuber aestivum (summer truffle) is the source of this 1068-nucleotide messenger RNA. The record is from the annotation of a GenBank genome assembly. NCBI's taxonomy places the organism in Eukaryota, Fungi, Ascomycota, Pezizomycetes, Pezizales, Tuberaceae.